Messenger RNA from Drosophila miranda, 1437 nucleotides. RefSeq lists its product as uncharacterized. Bases 558 to 1391 code for a protein of 277 amino acids. The record is from RefSeq and is a predicted model, not a curated record. NCBI's taxonomy places the organism in Eukaryota, Metazoa, Arthropoda, Insecta, Diptera, Drosophilidae. The transcript has 3 exons.
UUUCCAUUUAUUCCCAUUUUGACGGGUGACGUUUCGAAUUAAGUGUCGUUACAAAGGGUUAAAUUACUCACAUUUCUUGAACAAUGGGUUGUUUGACCAAGGGCCUAUAGUUUCUCCAGAUGUGCCUGCAUUAAUGUAAACUAGUCUCCAGCCCGUCAGCGAUUUUCCACAGUUUAUUUCUGUCCGUAUCGGAUUAAUAAUGUAAUAUAUCAAUGAAUACAAAUCAAUUUUUUCGAGGCUGUGGUGUUAAGUGACUUUUUUGGCAGAACAGUAAAACCAGAACGUGGUAUUUUGUGUGCACUGUGUACAGGGUUCACUGUUCCUGCUGUAUACUUGAAACCGCUAAGAUCAGAUCUACUAUCAUAUCAGAGUCUUGUGGAACUUAAGCCGAGAAGCGCAUUGGAAGCGCAGCUGCAGUUGGCAUUAUCAGCAGAAAAUAGUCUUAUUUUUUUCACUUCGGAUCGAGAAUCGACUCAGCAAAGUUCGGUUUAGCAAAUAGCAGAAUUUCCCCAGGAAUAUGUCUACGCGUCAAGUGAUCUCGUGGCGCAUCUACGUGUAUGCCAAUUCUUUGUACUCGCUGCUACCACGGCAGACGCGCAGCUUCCGCAAGUGGAGCCCUCAGGCGCUUAGAAAAUCCGUGUGCGAUUCACCGCAUCAUGGAGUGGGCGAUCCGCGAUACAGCUGUGGUCGUAUGCAAGGCGGAGACGGUGAAAGCUUUCGAGGCGUUGUACGGCAUGCUGUCGCAUGUCAGCAUGCAGAGCGCCGAUUUCGAGAACACUUUGCUUACCUUCUUUGGGCCCAAGACAAAUCAGUUUAUCCACGAGCUGAUCAACUUUGCCCGCUCGCCGUACGACGACCCGAUCGCCUACGAGUUGAACGUGAAGUAUCGCGCUGUGCACGAUGUGCCGGAUGAUGGAAAUGAUGUGGAAAUGCCGUGCACCUCGGCGGAGGCUCUUAAAAUAGAACAGGAGAGGGCCGUGCGGCAUAGCUUUGUGGAGUUCGCCGCUCGCAUGAAUAACGAUGACUACCUUAGCUUCGACGCGGCCUUGAACAUCGAGGAAGAAGAUUGCUUCACCAUAGACGCGUUGGGGGUCAGCAGGGCUUUCGCAAGCGGUGCCUGCGGGAUAUGCUCAGAUGCCCGGACGGCAACAGCUGUCGCCAAUACAAGAGGAGCAGCGCUCGUACCCUGCUUUGCAGGAGGCCCUAUCAAGGAGCGUGUUGGAUGUGGGUGGCAAUCGUCAGCGGAUGCGCUUGCAGCGCUGCCCUCGGGAACGCUCCCAAACUGGAUGACAUUUCGGGCUCACCUGGAAGCUCGAAGGACUUUGGCUAAUUUUGCUUCUUCUACUGGUUCUAUUAGACGCAGUUUGAGCAGGGAUUUUUUCAUUUCCUGACCUGCAACGUCAGAUAUAAAUUCAUUGAGCAAGAAGUCAGGAAAAA